AUGGAAGAUAAUGUUUCAUUUGCACCAACAGCUCCUGUUACUCAAAUCACAGCAGCUCCAGUUCUACAAGAUGCCUCAUCUCAGCCAGGAGUCGCUGCUAUACCACCUGUGGCUCCUCCUUCUUUUCCCCCACCAAUGGCUCCAAUACCGGUUGCCCGCCCACCUACUCUUAGGCCUCCUGUUUCACAAAAUGGUGGAGCGAGAGCCAAUGACUCGAAUUCGGAAUCAGAUGAUGAACAUUAUGAGAUAUCUGAAGACAGUAAACGGGUCAGAGAAAGACAGGAAAAGGCAUUGCAAGAGUUGUUGAUAAAGCGCCGUGCUGCUGCUCUCGCAGUUCCAACAAAUGACAGAGCUGUUAGAGAUCGCCUUAGACGACUUGGUGAGCCCAUUACUCUAUUUGGAGAACAGGAAAUGGAGAGAAGAGCUAGGCUGGCGCAGCUUAUGGCUAGGCUUGAUAUUGAUGGGCAGUUGGAUAAACUGCUUAAAGCUCACGAAGAAGAUGCGGCUCCAAAAGAGGAAGUGGACGAUGAAAUACUUGAAUACCCCUUUUUUACUGAGGGUCCAAUGGAGCUUAGAGAGGCUAGAAUAGAAAUUGCCAAAUUUUCUAUCAAGAGAGCUGCUGUAAGGAUUCAGCGUGCAAAGCGGCGGAGAGAUGAUCCAGAUGAGGAUAUGGAUGCAGAGACUAAGUGGGCUUUAAAGCAUGCUAAAGGCAUGGUUCUUGAUUGCAGUAAUUUUGGAGAUGAUCGUCCUCUCACUGGCUGCUCCUUCUCGCGAGAUGGAAAAAUACUUGCCACAUGUUCUUUGAGUGGAGUUACUAAAUUGUGGGAGAUGCCUGAAGUUACAAACAAGAUUGCUGUCUUGAAGGAUCACAAAGAACGUGCAACUGAUGUAGUGUUCUCGCCUGUGGAUGAUUGUCUAGCAACUGCUUCUGCUGAUCGAACUGCAAAGCUUUGGAAAACUGAUGGAACACUCCUACAAACUUUUGAAGGUCAUUUGGAUCGUCUUGCACGUGUUGCCUUCCACCCAUCAGGGAAAUACCUCGGGACAACAAGCUUUGACAAAACAUGGAGAUUGUGGGAUAUAAACACAGGAGCAGAGCUGCUUUUGCAAGAAGGUCACAGUCGCAGUGUCUACGGAAUUGCAUUUCAACAAGAUGGAGCAUUAGCAGCUUCUUCUGGGCUUGAUUCACUCGCACGGGUUUGGGAUCUCCGCACUGGUAGGAGUAUUCUUGUCUUCCAAGGACACAUCAAACCGGUUCUCACAGUGAACUUCUCUCCUAAUGGUUAUCACUUGGCAUCUGGUGGUGAGGAUAAUCAAUGCCGUAUUUGGGAUCUUAGAAUGAGAAAGUCGUUGUAUAUUAUACCAGCUCAUGCUAACCUUGUGUCUCAAGUGAAGUAUGAACCACAAGAAGGCUACUUCCUAGCCACUGCCUCAUACGACAUGAAAGUCAAUAUAUGGUCAGGCAGAGAUUUCUCGCUUGUAAAAAGCUUAGCAGGGCAUGAGUCAAAAGUCGCCUCUCUAGAUAUCACUGCAGAUAGCUCGUGUAUCGCAACUGUAUCACAUGAUCGCACCAUCAAGCUUUGGACAAGCAGUAGCAACGAAGAAGACGAAGGGGGAGAAACAAUGGAUAUAGAUCACUAG
Messenger RNA from Arabis nemorensis, 1641 nucleotides. The record is from the annotation of a GenBank genome assembly. NCBI's taxonomy places the organism in Eukaryota, Viridiplantae, Streptophyta, Magnoliopsida, Brassicales, Brassicaceae.